Camellia sinensis is the source of this 1028-nucleotide messenger RNA. Its product is annotated as DAG protein, chloroplastic. Gene Ontology annotation, biological process: cytidine to uridine editing; chloroplast RNA modification. Gene Ontology annotation, cellular component: chloroplast. The record is from RefSeq and is a predicted model, not a curated record. NCBI's taxonomy places the organism in Eukaryota, Viridiplantae, Streptophyta, Magnoliopsida, Ericales, Theaceae.
UCAUCACUUUACUUCCUAUCUUUCAGUUUUGAGCUCCAAUGGGGACUCUCAACCUCUCUCUCUUACCCAAAACCCUAAAAACCCCAUACACCCACCUCAAACCCAACCCCACCGCAACCGUAGCCCACUGCUGGACUCGCUGCAGCUCGAACCACACUCCACAUCGUGCCCUAGUCCGCGCCGCCGUGGAUGGAGAUUACUCCUCCAGGAGGAGUAUCAGCAACGAGCCCAGAGAGACGAUACUGCUACCGGGAUGUGACUACAACCACUGGCUCAUAGUCAUGGAGUUCCCCAAAGACCCUGCACCCACUAGGGACCAAAUGAUUGAGACCUAUCUCAAUACUCUCUCCACUGUCCUCGGAAGCAUGGAAGAAGCAAAGAAGAACAUGUAUGCUUUUAGUACCACCACCUACACUGGAUUCCAGUGCACUGUAUCGGAAGAAACAUCCGAGAAAUUCAAAGGAUUACCUGGAGUUCUAUGGGUACUGCCAGACUCCUAUAUAGAUGUUAAAAACAAGGACUAUGGAGGAGAUAAGUAUAUCAAUGGGGAGAUAAUUCCUUGCAAGUACCCUACUUAUCAACCAAAGCAACCUAACCGAUCAAAAUAUGAUAGUAAAAGGUAUGUGAGACAGAGAGAUGGUCCUGCCUCAGGCCAAAGAAGACCAAGACAAGAGGCAACUCCAUCAGAAUCUACCUCUGGAUGAGGAACUUAAAUUUUUUGAAAGUGUCAUUUUUGGGUACCGGAGAGGAAUUGCCAUGUGGAAAAUGCUGAUAUUAAUUUUUUAGGCGUGUAUUGGUUGGCAGGCAUACAUAGAUAGCUUGAGGUUAGAAAAACCCUGCUCUAGUAUUAAGAUGUGAUCAAGUGCUAUGUAUAUUGUAAUUUGUUUGUUUGACAGUAAGCUUCAUUAUGAGUAGUAGGAGGCAAUGUUGUAUGAGUAUGUUGAAUAGACCAAGUUUUGACUUGAUGAUUUACAUACAGCUGAAUUUGUUUUUCGUGCAACUAUUAAUGUCUAUGAUUGACUUAUAUA